Molecule: messenger RNA, 2882 nt
Organism: Pyrgilauda ruficollis (rufous-necked snowfinch)
Lineage: Eukaryota; Metazoa; Chordata; Aves; Passeriformes; Passeridae
Gene: FITM2
Product: fat storage inducing transmembrane protein 2
Exons: 2
Coding region: 20-835 (271 amino acids)
Biological process (GO): phospholipid biosynthetic process; lipid droplet organization; lipid storage
Cellular component (GO): endoplasmic reticulum membrane
Source: RefSeq, a predicted model, not a curated record
GGGCGCUGAGGCGGCGGCCAUGGAGCGGCUGGAGCGGAGCGGGCGCUGGCUGCGGGCCGCGCUGGCCCGCGGGCGGGUGCGCCGCCGGCUGCCCGCGCUGCUGCUCGCCAUCGCCGUGCUCGGCUCCGUGCUCAAGGACAGCGACCUGGUGCCCGACACGCCGCUGCAGAACAAGCGCAACCCGCUCAACGUAUACUUUGUGAAGGUGGCCUGGGCGUGGACGCUGUGGCUGCUGCUGCCCUUCAUCACCCUCACCACGUACGAGCUGGCCCGGAGCAAGUUGCUGUACGGCCGCACCAAGAGCGCGCUGCUGGUGCUGCGGCGCCUGGGGGCCCUGCUGGUGGGCACGGCCGUGUGGUACCUGUGCACUGAGCUCUUCAUCUUCGUGGAGAACCUCACCGGGGAGUGCUCCCUGCAGGGCAAACCCGGCCAGCCCCCCCGGCUCUACGCCUCCAAGCGCGAGUGCCAGCAGGACAGCGGCGUCUGGAACGGCUUCGACAUCUCGGGGCACUGCUUCCUGCUCUCCUACUGUGCCAUGAUGAUCCUGGAGGAGCUGGCUGUGCUGGAAGCGCUGGCCAUAGAGCACAGCUCCAAGCUGCGUGUGGUGAUCAACGUCCUGCUUGUUUCCCUGUGUUCCCUCACCGUGAUCUGGGUGUUCAUGUUCCUCUCUACUGCCCUGUAUUUCCAUGACUUCAGCCAAAAGCUUCUCGGUGUGCUGAUAGGUCUGUCAGCUUGGUAUGGGACAUACAGGUUUUGGUAUUUAAAGCCCUUUUCUCCUGGACUACCUCUUCCAAAUAUACCUUUGAGUUCAAAGAAAUACAGCUAUAGCAGAUAAAAUAAGGUUUGAAAUGUUUUGGAUUUUGCUUUCAGUACUGGAGUAGUUGAAUGUAGGAAUGGUUACUGUAUUUCCACUGUAAGGAACAAGGUGAUGGGUUGGAGGAAACCAAAUCUGUACUAGCCAUUGGCUGGCAGGUGGUAAUGAGCUUCUUCCCUGGGAGAAGAAAACAAAUCAGGAUUGGAAGAGGUCUGCUCUUGUUUAGGAGCUGCCAACUGGGAUUGUCAGCAAAGAAAUCAGAAGCAGAAUCUCUUUCUCUCACUGAUAAAUGGAGUAGCAGACCCAAGGCUAAAAGAGGCCUUUGAUCUUUAGGAGUGUGAUUGAUCUCAGUUAAUUCUCCCUCUUCUUUUUUGAAUUAUGUCAAGAUACUGUGGAUGAUCCAAACUUCAGGCUUUUUUAAAUGUUCCUAUUUGUAUUGCCUUAUGGGAAAGCUCUAAUAAUCACAGUGCUGCUAAGCAUUACAAAAAUAUCAAUUCUUGUGGAAAGCGGUUCUGUUGUGAAACUGGAACAUCUCAUGUUCUCAAGUGUUAAAAACACUAACUUGCCAGAAAUGCCUCAUAGCUGCUUCUGCAGCAGAGAGUAAACCUGAGGUCCAGUGUCUGAAGCAGACUGUGACUCUCAAUUCAUGCCAUGUCCAAAAAGGAAACUCUUGAAAAAACAAGCCUUAACUUUCUCCUUAGGUGAGGUAGAUGUAAUAAUAUUUUGUCAUUUUAUUCUUGACACUAAAAAAUCCAAACUCCUUUCUGUUUUGCUGAAAAGCCUAGUAUGAGGAUUGGGGUUUUAAUUUUUAAAAAAUCUAAUCCGCUGCACAGUUUGCAACAACAAAUUCCUUGGGUUUGUUCUUUCUUCUAGAGCAACAGUGGAAUUCUGGUGUUCUGAACGAGCUAGCUUAUCCUGCUAUUUCCCAAAUAGUCUGCUUGGUAGUGAGUGAAAUACAUUGUUUAUCCUGGGAGGUGCAAAGCAGAGUGUGCUUGAAGCAAUAUUUAUUCUUGCAAUACCAAUAAGCUAUUUAAUUUUGAUUGCACGUAAAACUGUGGCCGCUUUUGAUGUGGCUGCAAACCCACUACUGAACAAAACACUGCUAUGAGAUAAUGAAUAGGGGUGAGAUGGGUUUGCUCAUCUUAUCAGUCAGAUGUUUCGCAUAGUUUUUAUCUCCAAAAGCUUUUAAUUAUUUCCUAGAGGCUCAUUCAUGAUGCAGUUGCAUGGUGUGUUUGACAGUGAUGACAGGACAGCCAGGAAGGUCUGGGGGCAAGGCUGUGGGUCACCUCCACUGACCCCACAGUGCGGUCAUUCAGACUGCAGAGUGACUUUUUCUGGAUACAGGGUGUGAUGCUCCGUCAGGCAAUCUUGGCAUGUUUUGCCAUCUCAACAGCUCUCUUCCAGCAAGAGAGUGGAAGCAUUUGCAAUUCCUCCAGCAGUGUUAGUUCCAUGCUCUGGUCUGCCCCUGAGGAGAGCUAAAUUCACUGGAAUUCCCAUGAAUUCGGUGGCAGGUGGGAGCUGUGUGUCCCUAGAAAGAACAAUUCACCUCUCAGAAAGGAGCUAUCUACAGGGUUAUGUAUUUUCUGUCAAACUCCUCUUGGUUUUGUAUUAAAUUGCCUUUUAAGCUGACUCUUUGAAAAUUGCACUGAUUAACUCAUAUUGGGUUUAACUAAAUUUGUUUAAACAAUGCAAAUAUAUUUGCAGACACUCUUUUGAUGUAAUUUAAGCCUACUCCCAAUAGAGCUAAGCUAGACUGCAAGCCACUUUCACCAUGAAAAAGGAUUAUAUACCCAGAAGGUUUUAUGAUUAAUUUCAUUAAGUUCCUAUUUUAGGUUAUCUUUAUGUAACUUUGCUGUAUAGACAAGCCCUUGGAACAGGAAGUGCUGUUUACUUAAACCAACUGACUUGCUGAAAUGAUGUUCAUUUUCACAAAUGUUUUGUGCAAUCGCUGUGGAUAUUUCUGUCCACUUUAACCAGUGUCAUGCAGAUUAUUUUUUUAAUGGAAAUAACAUAGGAUAUGGUUAUUCUCUUAUUUAAACAAUGAAAGAAAAAACAUUUGAAAACUUUA